Bombina bombina (fire-bellied toad) is the source of this 1991-nucleotide messenger RNA. Its product is annotated as 3-galactosyl-N-acetylglucosaminide 4-alpha-L-fucosyltransferase FUT3-like. Gene Ontology annotation, cellular component: membrane. The record is from RefSeq and is a predicted model, not a curated record. The transcript is spliced from 2 exons. The coding region runs from base 161 to 1327 and encodes 388 amino acids. NCBI's taxonomy places the organism in Eukaryota, Metazoa, Chordata, Amphibia, Anura, Bombinatoridae. Gene Ontology annotation, molecular function: alpha-(1->3)-fucosyltransferase activity.
UGAUUUGUUUCCCUUUAUAUUGAAUGAAUAUGCCAUAUUGCCUCUAAGGCUGAUGUUAUCACAAAUAUGAUUCUGUAACUAGAUUGGGAGGUGCCCUCUGGGAGUUAUUGUAGUGAUCAUUUACAGAUACAAGCCUGAGACACAGCAGCGAGUGUGGUCUAUGUUUAGUUCUUUUAACUCAUCAUUAACUUCUAGAUACAGGAGAUUAAAUAUGAAUUUUAAAAACAUUCAUAUGCGUCAUUUCAUUAUUUUCUCUUUAAUAUUUACGCUUCUAUUUUUAAUCUCUUUUAUUGGGAAAAGAAAUCAUAUAUUACAAGUUAAAUUUACAAACCAAACAACAGAUGCAACUAAAGAAGCAAUGAAACCAAAAAGUGCCAAUCUGUCUGUAUGCCAACAGAAUUCUGGGAAAGAACUCCUUAUCUUGGUUUGGGUGUGGCCUUUCGAUCAACCUUUCCCAUUAGACAGAUGUGAGAAGGACUUCAAUAUUACUGGAUGCAAACUUACAGCAGACAGGGGUCUGUAUGAUACUGCUGAUGCUGUGAUUAUGCAUUAUGCUGAAAUAAUAGGUAACAGAAAUUCUUUACCCCAAAAACCAAGACAUCGGUUUCAACAUUGGGUGUGGUUCAACGUGGAACCUCCAUUUAUUGCUACAAAAUUGAAUGAUCUGGACAAUCUGUUUAACAUGACCAUGACAUUUCGUAAAGAUUCUGAUAUCUUUGUUCCCUACGGUCAUAUGCAAAUAUUGAAGGAGAUUCAAAAUUUCACAAUUCCUCCCAAGUCCAAGCUAGUGUCUUGGGCUGUAAGUAAAUGGUACCCAGGUGUCCCUCGUAUUGCAUAUUAUAAUGAACUUAAGAAAUAUAUCCAAAUUGAUAUUUACGGGAAGGGGAACAAACCACUCAGCAGUGAAGAUUUCACAAAAACCAUCUCUCAGUAUAAAUUUUACUUGGCCUUUGAAAACUCAAUUUAUACGGACUAUAUCACAGAGAAAAUAUGGACCAAUGCAUUUGACUCAUGGGCUGUGCCUGUUGUGCUAGGGACUCCUCGCAAGAAUUAUGAGCAAUUUAUACCCGGUGACGCAUUUAUUCAUGUGGAUGACUUCUCAAGCCACAAGGAACUGGCUGAUUACCUAUUAAUGUUGGAUAAAGAUGAUGAGAAAUAUAAGAAAUAUUUUAACUGGAGAUCCUAUUACAAGCCUAUAUUGCAUACUGGAUGGCCUAUAUUGCAUAAUGGAUGGCCAUAUUAUUAUUGCACAGCCUGUAGAGUAUUAAAGAAUGCUCCAGAAUAUCAAGUCAUUCCUAGUAUAGAAAAGUGGUAUUUGGAGCAGUAAUAGUAUGUUAUAAUUAAAGAGUAGUACCGUAACAUUAAAAAUGAAUAAUAUUAAAGCUCCCCAAAACCCCCUCAAAUGCCCUGCUCCACAUUGGUAUUCGCGACCUACCCAAACACCAAGCAUAUCUGUGUAUUUAUUUGUUAACAGCUACUAAAGCGGCAAUAGCCAAAUCUUGGAAUACCACGACUCCCCCAAAAUGGUCCUAUAUUUUAAACUACAUGUCAUAUAUCUAUAACAUGGAGAAAAAUGUAUUUUACACUUUAAACAACUCAGACCCGUUUGAACUAGUGUGGGCAGACUGGCAAACUCGCUAUGAAACUACUUGGUCCCCGAAUAUUGUGAUAAACGCAAGUUAGAUAUUCUCACAUACUCCUAAGACGGAAAUCUUCUCUCUACCUCCUACAUCCCACUUUACCUCCCCCUCCCUUUUUCUUCCCCCCCCCCUCCCUCACCACCAUACCCAUUUUAAAGAGUAUUAUAUUAUGUUUACUCUACAUAAUUUACAUAAAUAUCAACCUCAAAUGUUUGAACAGUUUAGAUUGACUAUUUAUAUGUUAUGUAGGAGCCUGCGUGCUCCAAGCACAAUUUCUAUUUUAUUUUUGUACCGUGAUGGUAAUUUAUCUUAAUAAAAACAUUUAAAAAAAAAAAAAAAAAAAAAGAAUAA